UUUAGUAACAAAAUUAUGAAAGUUUUUCGAAUGUUUGCAGCCUAGCUCUAUCUACGCAUGCGAGUCAAUCUCAGAGCGAGUGCCAUAAACGGAACAAAUUGCUUCAACCACCUAACACCCAACAAUGCUAUCAUCCUCGUUGCAUCAUCACUCUUCUAUUCCCUACUCUCAACAGCCAUGUGCUCCCAUCUCACAAGACCCCCACAGUCCCUUGCAGUUCUCCAAAUGAUACUAUUUCUGGCAACGAAGCAUGACACCGUGGAUGAACUUGACCGGGGUUCCAUAUUCACAAUCAACAUAAAUAUAGAUAAACCAACAAAAAGCAACCAAUCAUCCAGCAAACCAAAUCCCCAAAAGUUAGUAGACCCGGCGGUUAAGCACAAUCUAGUGGAUCAACAAUCUAAAAGUCAAAGAAAAGAAAAGAAAAGAACACCUCCAUUACAGUUCUACCGUCCAGCGGCCCGGAACCGAUCCAGAUCUCCUAAUUCUGUCCAUCCAACCCUAGUAGCAUGGAACGAAAGAAAGUAGUAAACUCCCAAAAUAGAAACCCAGUUCAUCUUCCAAUCAUAUUCUCUGCUAGUAUCAGAUCACACACACACCCACUCAAAUCAGAUGUACAUAGAAGCCGCCGCCAUGUCCCCGUCGACCCUCCCCGGCGUCUAAAUGAGGGGUAAGGCAUGGCAUAGCAUGGCAU
Molecule: messenger RNA, 694 nt
Organism: Aspergillus piperis CBS 112811
Lineage: Eukaryota; Fungi; Ascomycota; Eurotiomycetes; Eurotiales; Aspergillaceae
Exons: 1
Coding region: 58-528 (156 amino acids)
Source: RefSeq, a predicted model, not a curated record